AUGCCACAGCACGAUCCCGAGUCCGUCACAUGGCCCACGCUCGAUGACUACAAUAUCCCCUCAUUACCACCACCUUCUAGGUCACACGUUCGCUCACGCUCGGCAAUCGAUAUACCUCUUCUACUGCCCAGACGAGACUCGCCAUCUCCGACGCGUUCCAGCACAUAUCUGCCCUUCGUGACUUCUUCACGAUCCCCCUCUCCAAAACGACAAACCCAAGAAGUCGUGCUAGACGAUACCACUGCACAGCAGACCAGAACGAGGACAAAAACCAAGGUUGGAAAUUUAGCUACAUGGUUCGAAGGGUCUUCUGAUCCUGUCAACAUCGGUCUCGUCGCCGCCGAACAACCUGUCUCAAGUAGUCUGAUGCAGACACCUUUCGCAGAGAGUCGAGAAUCGCUUCACUCGACACAUAUCCAACCACAGAGACCAGCAAUGCAGUCGGCCAGUAGCUCAACCUCGCGGUUCGGCUUCUUCACUCGGAAACCUCCCGAGGCACAGUCUAAAGCUGAUCACGAGGCACUAGCCGCCGCAAGCAUUGCCUCGACCCUGUUCCCAGAUGGCACACCGGAUGAGUUUUCACAGGUCGCGUUCAAGAAAUUGCAACAAAAUGCCGAGAACGCGUUACGAAUCCUGCAAGCCGCCCACACAGAACAAGUAGCAGCAUUACGAAAGGUCACGUCUGAAAGGAACAUUCAGGCAGAUGAGCUCGAAGCUUCUGUGACACGAAACGAGCAUCUCAAAGCACAACUCUUAGAACUGGCAGAAAGGUCAGCGCAACAAGACAAGCUGAUAUCAUCACUACAAACAGAGAACGAACAACUCAAAGCGAACGAGACCGCCCUGCGCAGUAUCAGGGUCAUUACAGAUUACACGUCGCCAGACAGCCAGGAACCUAAGCUGCAGAACAGGUCAUCGCGUAUCUCGUCCGCUGAGUCGACCAACAGCGCCAGCACAGACAUGAGCGGGACAAAUGCUUCCAUCUUCUCAAACGACGACGUCCUGAACGAACGCUCACCAGGAACCUCUGUUGGUUGUCCAUCUCCAUCGCCUACUCUCAGACGCGGCCGUUGUCGUGUUACCACUCCCAGUGUCAGCAUUUCCCAGGUCGAGCACUUAAAAUCACUGACUACAAAUGUUGAGACAGUUGUUGGCAACGUCCCUGCCCAGAUACAACCAUGUCGAAUCUGCCACGGGGUCGAUCCACACGAGGCUUGGAAUGUACUUGGUGUGAUGAGAGCAGAGAAUGCUGGACUCAAGGACAGGAUUAUGGAAUUAGAAAACGGCCAGGAUGCCGUCAUGGGUUUGCUGGACUGGCGCCCUGUUGAGCUGCAGGCGUUGAAUAGGAGAGUCGAGCGAAUCAUGAGCAAAAGCGACGAUGACGAGGUAGACAGUGACAUGAUGAGAGGAACAUGA
Messenger RNA from Lithohypha guttulata, 1416 nucleotides. RefSeq lists its product as uncharacterized. Bases 1 to 1416 code for a protein of 471 amino acids. Lineage: Eukaryota; Fungi; Ascomycota; Eurotiomycetes; Chaetothyriales; Trichomeriaceae. The record is from RefSeq and is a predicted model, not a curated record. The transcript is spliced from 2 exons.